Haemonchus placei is the source of this 603-nucleotide messenger RNA. Lineage: Eukaryota; Metazoa; Nematoda; Chromadorea; Rhabditida; Trichostrongylidae. The record is from the annotation of a GenBank genome assembly.
AUGUUCGUUGAAUCGGUUGCUGCAUGGAGAACGAAUGCUGUUGUUGCAAUCGUUGUUGUUGCAUUUGUUGUUGCUGCUCCAGCUGUUGUUGUUGUUGCUGCUGCUGUUGCCUUUGAAAUGCCAGAUUUUGCUGCUGUUGUUGAGCCAUGUACAUGUCUCGCACUCGCUGCUGUUGCAUGGCAAGCUGUUGUUGUUGUUCCGCAGCUGAUUGCUGCCUCAUUUGCGAUUGAUAUCGUGGAGCUCGAGAGCAAUAUCAACGAACCGUUUGUUGUACGUCCAUUCGCAUUUGUUGAUGUUGUUGUUGCAAUUGUUGUUGUUGGUGUAGCUGUUGUUGUAAUUGCGGUUGAACUGGGACCGGCUGAUGCGAAAGUCGUUGUUGCUGUUGUUGUUGUUGUUGCUGCUGCUGUUGUACGCUCUGCUGAUGGUAUUGCUGCUGAUGAACAUGUUGCGGUUGUUGUUGAUGUGUUGAUUGCUGUUGGUGUUGCACUCCAAAACCAAAUUGGCUUUGCGGUGGUGUUGAGUGUGCUUGAGGUUGAGCAAAAGGCUGCGCCGGCUGAAAAGGGGAGCUUGGUUUUCUUUUUGAAAAAAGUUCAAUACCGCUAA